Dermatophagoides pteronyssinus (European house dust mite) is the source of this 1095-nucleotide messenger RNA. RefSeq lists its product as uncharacterized. Gene Ontology annotation, molecular function: RNA polymerase II cis-regulatory region sequence-specific DNA binding; DNA-binding transcription factor activity, RNA polymerase II-specific. NCBI's taxonomy places the organism in Eukaryota, Metazoa, Arthropoda, Arachnida, Sarcoptiformes, Pyroglyphidae. The record is from RefSeq and is a predicted model, not a curated record. Gene Ontology annotation, biological process: regulation of transcription by RNA polymerase II.
UCAUCGAAUGAAUCAUCAUCGAUACAAUCGAUAUCUAUACAAUCGAAUAAUUAUUUGGAUGAAAAAAUCCAUUCUUUACCGAAACAUAUUGGCAAAGAAGAAAAAAGAAUGAAAAAACAUCAUCGGCAGCAACAGAAUUCUCAACCGACAAAAUUUCCAUCAACAACAACAACACAACCAUCAUCAUCAUCAUCAUCAUUAACCAUCAAUGAUCAAUAUUAUCGAUCAAUGACACAAGAAUUUUUCAACAAUUUUCUCAAUCAUCAACAAUCCGCACAACAAUUUCAAUAUGGUCCUUCAUUUGGUUGUUCGGAAUAUUUUUUUGAACAAUAUUUUCAUCAUUAUUAUCAUCAUCAUCAUCCACAACAACAAAAUUCAAUGAUAAAUUCCGGUCAAAUUGAUUCAUCAAGGAAUUUUCAGAAUUUUUUUGAAAAUUAUUUUAAUCCAGUAAAUUUUCCCAUGAUACAAAAUUAUGAUUUUUUACCGAAAACAGCAACAUCAUCGGCCUCAACAAUGUUUCCGGCAAAUAAUUUCGAUUUAGAUUUGAUAAAAAAUUCAAUGACCAAAUUAAAUUGUCAACAACAACAACAACAACAGCCGGAAACAACAAUAACAUCAACAACAACAUCGACAGCAACAUCGACAACAGCAAAUAAUGUAAUGAAAAAACAACGUCCAAAACGUUUUCAAUGUCCACAUUGUCAAGUGUCCUUUUCAAAUAAUGGUCAAUUAAAAGGUCAUAUUCGUAUUCAUACGGGUGAAAGACCAUUCAUUUGUGAUCAUCAAAAUUGUGGUAAAACAUUUACUAGAAAUGAAGAAUUAACACGUCAUAAACGUAUACAUACUGGAUUACGUCCAUUUUCUUGUAAUCAUUGUAAUAAACGUUUUGGUCGUAAAGAUCAUCUGAAAAAACAUGUUAAAACACAUCAACGUCCACCACAAUUACCAACAUCAUUUUUAACAAGACCAUCACUAACAUCAUCAUCAUCAUCAUCAUUAUCAAUGACAUUGGCAAAUUUUCCAACAAAUAUUGUUUCAACAUUAUCGAUGCCAUAUUCAUGGAAAUGACUGAUGACCAAUUUGUUUUACCUUGUU